CUUCCGCCGAAUGACGUCUUUCUGUAGCACUCGCGAGCUGCGUCUGUUUUGUUCGAGUUGUUUCGGUUGCAGCACGUUACGAUGUCCUUACGGAGCUCAGGGACAACAUGUGCGGUUCAUGGCUGUACACACAACCGGGUCAAGCUGAACCUGUGGCUUAAGCAAGAGUGUUGCGUGCACAGACCAAAAACUAAGGCGGACUGCUCCUGUCAGCGCUGGUACAGUUUUCAUCGCCUCCCAAAGGAAGAUGAAGCUAAACGAGCAUGGUUAACAAACCUGAACUUAAAGAAGCCUCCCAAAACGCUUUAUGUGUGCUCGUUUCAUUUUGUGGAUAAAAAGCCGACGCAGGACAACCCAUACCCCACGCUGUUUCUUGGUUACGAGAGGCCACCAGAGAAGAGGCGCCGAGUCACGAGGAGGGAAGACGAAUGUUUCUUAACAGGUAUUGUGGAAAAUCAAAAUAAGAUGUUCAUCAUGAGAGAGCAGGUGGAUGUGAUCUGCUGUAAAUCAGUAGGAACUGAUCUGUCCAUGCUGGAUAUUGAUGAUUUCAUCACAGAAAUCUCUCAGCUGAAGAAUGAGGUGACGUCACUGAAAACAAAGCUGAAGGAGACAGAAUUUGUUUCACCCUCUGCCUGUUUUGAGCGAGUUAAAGUUGAGAUUGAGCUGGAAAAGGUUUCCUGUCAAUCUUCAGUGUGUGUGACUGAUGGGACCUCCACAGAAUGUCAGGAUUCAGUGUGGAGCGACAGAGAUCAGUCCACACCACAGCGGCUGCUGGACAAACUCUCUGAACAGAGAUCCAGAGACACACAGGACUCACAGCUCACUUUACUCUGUUCUACUGAUGCUCAGGAGAGUGUGUGUGACAGUAAUCAGGGUGAUCAAACCUCCACAGAGUCUCUGACUUCUGUCUGUAACGCUGGAGAACAGCAGAUGCUGCAGACACCAGUGAAGAUUGAAGUGAAGCAGGAGGAGAUAAAAGAAGAAAACGCAGCAGAGCAACAACAGAGAGAUGAAGAUGAUGAUGAACAGCAGAUGCUGCAGACACCAGUGAAGAUUGAAGUGAUGCAAGAGGACAUAAAAGAAGAAAACACCACAGAGGAAGAACAGAGUGAUGAAGAUGAUUUUUUUCCUCCAGGUACUGUGGAGAAUCAAACUAAGAUGUACAUCAUGAGAGAGCAGGUGGAUGUGAUCUGCUGUAAAUCAGUAGGAACUGAUCUGUCCAUGCUGGAUAUUGAUGAUUUCAUCACAGAAAUCUCUCAGCUGAAGAAAGAGGUGACGUCACUGAAGACUAAACUGAUGGAGAGAGAAUUUGUUUCACCUUCCACCUGUUUUGAGCGAGUUAAAGUUGAGACUGAGCUGGAAAAGGUUUCCUGUCAAUCUUCAGUGUGUGUGACUGAUGGGACCUCCACAGAAUGUCAGGAUUCAGUGUGGAGCGGCAGAGAUCAGUCCACACCACAGCGGCUGCUGGACAAACUCUCUGAACAGAGAUCCAGAGACACACAGGACUCACAGCUCACUUUACUCUGUUCUACUGAUGCUCAGAAGUGUGUGUGUGACAAUAAUCAGGGUGAUCAAACCUCCACAGUGUCUCUGACUUCUGUCUGUAACACUGGAGAACAGCAGAUGCUGCAGACACCAAUGAAGAUUGAAGUGAAGCAGGAGGAGAUAAAAGAAGAAAACACAACAGAGGAACAACAGAGUGAUGAAGAUGAUGAUGAACAGCAGAUACUGCAGACACCAGUGAAGAUUGAAGUAAAGCAGGAGCAGAUAGAAGAAAACACAGCAGAGGAAGAACGGAGUGAUGAAGAUGACAAUGAACAGCUGAUGCUGCAGACACCAGUGAAGAUGUGUUCAGUGAAGUUGCUGGACUGCAGGAACCUGAUGAAGAUGAGAGUGAAGACUGAAGUGAAGCAGGAGAAGAUAAAAGAAGAAAACACAGCAGAGGAACAAAAGAACGAAGAUGAUGAUUUUAUUCCUUCAGUGUGUGUGACUGAUGGGACCUCCACAGAAUGUCAGGAUUCAGUGUGGAGCGGCAGAGAUCAGUCCACACCACAGCGGCUGCUGGACAAACUCUCUGAACAGAGAUCCAGAGACACACAGGACUCACAGCUCACUUUACUCUGGUCUACUGAUGCUCAGGAGAGUGUGUGUGACAGUAAUCAGGGUGAUCAAACCUCCACAGAGUCUCUGACUUCUGUCUGUAACGCUGGAGAACAGCAGAUGCUGCAGACACCAGUGAAGAUUGAAGUGAAGCAGGAGGAGAUAAAAGAAGAAAUCACAGCAGAGGAACAACAGAGUGAUGAAGAUGAUGAUGAACAGCAGAUGCUGCAGACACCAGUGAAGACUGAAGUGAAGCAGGAGGAGAUAAAAGAAGAAAUCACAGCAGAGGAACAACAGAGAGAUGAUGAUGAUUAUUUUAUUCCAUCAGAAUGUCACGAUUCAGUGUGGAGCAGAAGAAAUCAGUCCACACCACAGCAGCUGCUGGACAAACUCUCUGAACAGAGAUCCAGAGACACACAGGACUCACAGCUCACUUUACUUUGUUCUGCUGAUGCUCAGGAGAGUGUGUGUGAUGGUAAUCAGGGUGUUCAAACCUCCACAGAGUCUCUGGCUUCUGUCUGUAAUGCUGGAGAUCAGCAGAUGCUGCAGACACCAAUGAAGAUUGAAGUAAAGCAGGAGAUAAAAGAAGAAAACACAUCAGAGGAACAACAGAGUGGUGAUGAUGAUGAACAGCAGAUGCUGCAGACACCAGUGAAGAUUGAAGUGAAACAGGAGGAGAUAAAAGAAGAAAACACAGCAGAGCAACAACAGAGAGAUGAUGAUGAUGAUUAUGAUGAUUUUAUUUCUUCAGAGCUGAUGGAAGUACAAGAGGAAAGUCAAGAACUGAAUGAAGUGGAGGAGAAACUUCAGGAUCAGAAACAUGAUUUCACAACUGGAGAAAAAUCUCUGAGUGGCUCAAAGACUGAGAAGAAUUGCUCACCACAUAAAAGCCAGCCUAAUAUACACAUGAGAAUUCAUACAGGAGAGAGACCUUGCACGUGCCAUCAGUGUGAAAAAGGUUUUGCAUAUUCAGGCCACUUCAAAGAUCAUCUCCUCUUGCACUCUGGAGAAAGACCAUUUGAAUUUGAUAAGUGUGGUAAAACAUUUGUUUUGAAUUCAGUCCUAAAACAACAUGAAACUGCACACAACAUGAAACUGCACACAAAUGAGAAGCCUUCAAAGUGUUCUUUUUGUGGAAAGAGUUUUGCACUCCUUUCCUGUUUGAAAGAGCACCAGAAAAUACAUACCGGCAUGAGAGCUCAUAUGUGCUUUGAAUGUGGGAAGACCUUUAUUAAAUCCAGCGACUUGAAAAACCACCACAGAAUGCAUACUGGAGAAAAACCCUACAAGUGCUCACAUUGUGAAAAGACUUUCACCCGGACAGAAAACUUGAAAGCACACAAGAGAAUCCAUACUGGAGAAAAACCUUACAAGUGCUCACACUGUGAAAAGAGUUUCAAUCAGUCAAAAAACCUAAAAACACAUAAGAGAAUCCAUGCUGGAGAGAAACCUUACAAGUGCUCGCACUGUGAAAAGAGAUUCACUCAGUCACAAAACCUAAAAAAACACGAGAGAAUCCAUACUGAAGAGAAGCCAUACAAGUGCUCACACUGUGGAAAGAGUUUCAGUGGGUCAAACAACCUGAAAGCACAUGAGAGAGUUCAUACUGGAGAAAAACCAUACAAGUGCUCACACUGUGGAAAGACUUUUACUCUUUUACACAACCUGAAAACACAUGAGAGAAUUCAUAGUGGAGAAAAACCUUACAUCUGCUCACACUGUGGAAAGACUUUCACUUUGAUGCAACAAAUGAAAAAACAUGAGAGAAUCCAUACUGGAGUGAAACCUUACAAGUGCUCACACUGUGGAAAGAGUUUCGCUCAGUCAUACAACCUGAAAAAUCACGAGAGAAUUCAUACUGGAGAGAAACCUUACAAGUGCUCACAGUGUGGAAAGACUUUCACUUCAGUACACCACUUGAAAAUUCAUGAGAGAAUCCAUACUGGAGUGAAACCUUACAAGUGCUCACAUUGUGGAAAGAGUUUCGCUGAAUCAUUUAAUCUGAAAAAGCAUGAGAGAAUCCAUACUGGAGAGAAACCUUACAAGUGCUCAUACUGUGAGAAGAGUUUCACUCAGUCAGAAAACUUGAAAACACACAAGAGAAUUCAUUCUGGAGAAAAACCUUACAAGUGCUCACACUGUGGAAAGACUUUCACUUCGGUACAACACCUGAAAAUACAUGAGAGAAUUCAUACUGGAGAAAAACCAUACAAGUGCUCACUUUGUGGAAAGAGUUUCAGUGCAUCAAAAUACCUGAAAAAACAUGAGAGAAUUCACACUGGAGAGAAGCCUUACAAGUGCCAUCAGUGUGGAAAAUGUUUUGGAGAUAAAGGAAACCUUAAAAAGCACACAACAGUUCACACUGGAGAGAAACCUUACACAUGCCAUCAGUGUGGAAAAGCUUUUAAAAGUAAACAAAAUCUUAAUUACCACACAAGAAUUCACACUGGAGAGAGGCCUUACAUGUGCCAUCAGUGUGGAAAAUGUUUUGGAGGUAAAAGAAACCUUAAAAAUCACACGGCAAUUCACACUGGAGAGAGGCCUUACAUGUGCCAUCAGUGUGGAAAAUGUUUUGGAGAUAAAAGAAAUCUUAAAAAGCACACAGCAAUUCACACUGAAGAGAGGCCUUACACAUGCCAUCAGUGUGGAAAAGCUUUUAAACAAAAAGAACAUCUUAAUUCCCACACCAGAAUUCACACAGGAGAGAAGCCUUACACAUGCCAUCAGUGUGGGAAAGGUUUCGCAGAUGCACACCAUUUCAAGAAGCAUCUCCGCUCUCACUCUGGAGAAAGGCCAUUUGAAUAUAAGUGUGAUAAAACUAUUGUUGUGGAUUCAGCCCAGAAAAAACUUUUGAAAAUGCACACAAGUGAAAAGCCUUACAAGUGUUCUUUUUGUGGAAAGAGUUUUGCAAGCCUCUCCUAUUUGAAAGAACACAAAAAAAGACAUACCUGUUCUGAGGUUCAUAUGUGCUUUGAAUGUGGAAAGACCUUUGUUAGAGCCAGUGACUUGACAGUGCACCAAAGAAUUCAUACUGGAGAAAAACCUUACAAGUGCUCACACUGUGGAAAGAGUUUCCAUCGGUCACAAAACCUGAAAACACAUGAGAGAAUUCAUACUGGAGAGAAACCUUACAAGUGCUCACACUGUGAAAAGAGUUUCAAUUGGUCAAAAUGCCUGAAAAGACAUGAGACAAUCCAUACUGGAGAGAAACUUUACAAGUGCUCACACUGUGAAAAGAGUUUCAAUUGGUCAGAAUGCCUGAAAAGACAUGAGAGAAUCCAUACUGGAGAGAAACCUUACAAGUGCUCACACUGUGAAAAGAGUUUCACUUGGUUAGAAUGCCUGAAAAAACAUGAGAGAAUCCAUACUGGAGAGAAACCAUACCACUGCUCUUCAUGAUGGAAAAGUUUCAGCACAACAAGCAGUCUACUGACUCUUUUGAAAAUAUAUUCCCCAAAAUAAUCACAGAGAGAAGUCCUCCUUUAGGUACAAUGCUUCAAGUCAUUGGUGUGCUCAGAGGUGGGGUAACAGGGUCUUGAGCCCCUACCCCUUUUCAAAUCUGAAGGUGCCCUGCUGGUCAUCCAUUGAAGUGCUUAAAAAUUAUAUAAUUAAAUAAACUAAAUUACAAUCUCUUAGUAAUCUCUCAGUAACAGUAUUGAAUGUAUCAAUGUGAUGAGGUUUCUCUGUACAUCGCGGAAGCAUUGAAGAACAUUAGACAGAGGUGCCUUUAACAGUGUGCGCUACAGUGCAUCCGAUCAUCAGUGGUGUGGCCUCAGAUGAGUAUCAGGCCUGAUAGAAUAUGUACUAUAUAUUGUCCUGCAAGUUCAUCAAAAAAUAAUACUCCAUUGCUAGUGCAUUGACAUUGCACACUUGCUGUAUAGACAGCUUAAGUAAUUAUAAUAUAGCUUUCUGUCUUGAUAGAAAUUCAAUACAUAAACUGAAGGAGCUGUCUGAUUCAGCCAAAAUCAGAUGACUUCUUGUUUAAAGUAAUAAGCUUAUUUGUUAAAUGAUAAAAGCUUAUAACCAGUAAACAACUCUUACAACAAGGAUUAGUGGUGAACUGAUUUAUCAGUUUUGACUAUUAAUGUACUGGAUAUUUGUUUUGGAACUGUUGUUAUCGACAAAAAUAAAACAAUAAUUUACUGUAGGCAGCAUUGGAGAGUUUCCGAGCACCAUGUUUUUAUCUUCACUUUAAAGCAUAUUUUAUCAUUUUUAUUGGAUAAUCAAGUGUUCUAAAUUAAGGUGACGGAAUAAUGCAAUGAAAAAUGUGAAAACAGGGAAAAGUCCCCCAUCAGCACAUACAGGAUCACAUCUCUAACUUAAUUUGUUGAAUAAUAAUGAAUAAUAUGUAGGCUAUAAAAACUUAACACUAAAUGUUUAUUAUUGUUUUUGGACUAAAGCACGAUUAUUAGUACAGGAUGUUAUAAAAAAAAAAAAAAAUGUGAAGCAUAAACAUGGAAAGUUUUUUAACAUUUAUUGAUCAAGUUUAUGUUGAUUUUGAAUGAAGAUGUUCCUAGAGAAAAAGGUCUGUUUUAAAGUUCCUGUGAAGUGCCUUGACAAGUGCAGUUUGCUUUGGUCUCUAUAAUAAUACCAGGUUAAUAAUGAACUUUUUUAUUAUUAAACAUGGCUUUCUGUUUGGUUAGCAUUUGUGUUAUUUAACUGUAAAUUAAUUUGAUAAAUUAUUCUAAUAAAGGAGUUGGC
This is a messenger RNA of Myxocyprinus asiaticus (Chinese sucker), 6801 nucleotides long. Its product is annotated as zinc finger protein 260-like. Bases 82 to 5499 code for a protein of 1805 amino acids. Lineage: Eukaryota; Metazoa; Chordata; Actinopteri; Cypriniformes; Catostomidae. The transcript is spliced from 12 exons. Gene Ontology annotation, molecular function: DNA-binding transcription factor activity, RNA polymerase II-specific; RNA polymerase II cis-regulatory region sequence-specific DNA binding. Gene Ontology annotation, biological process: regulation of transcription by RNA polymerase II. The record is from RefSeq and is a predicted model, not a curated record. Gene Ontology annotation, cellular component: nucleus.